AUGUGGUUCAAGAUUCUCCCUGGGCUUGCUGUCAUGGGCUUGUGCUUGGUCAUCCCUGGAGUGCCCGCUGCUUACAUUCACAAGUUCACAAACGGUGUGAAGGAAAAGAGAGUUGCCCAUUAUAUAUAUCAUUGGCAAUUGAUGGAGAGAGACAGGUGCAUCUUUGGAGUUAAUUGCUACUAUGUGUCAAGAGGUUUGUAG
Otolemur garnettii (small-eared galago) is the source of this 201-nucleotide messenger RNA. RefSeq names its product NADH dehydrogenase [ubiquinone] 1 alpha subcomplex subunit 1-like. The transcript has a single exon. Bases 1 to 201 code for a protein of 66 amino acids. The record is from RefSeq and is a predicted model, not a curated record. Lineage: Eukaryota; Metazoa; Chordata; Mammalia; Primates; Galagidae.